This is a messenger RNA of Symphalangus syndactylus (siamang), 1496 nucleotides long. It is a transcript of the gene VENTX, whose product is annotated as VENT homeobox. Gene Ontology annotation, biological process: regulation of transcription by RNA polymerase II. NCBI's taxonomy places the organism in Eukaryota, Metazoa, Chordata, Mammalia, Primates, Hylobatidae. Gene Ontology annotation, molecular function: DNA-binding transcription factor activity, RNA polymerase II-specific; RNA polymerase II cis-regulatory region sequence-specific DNA binding. The record is from RefSeq and is a predicted model, not a curated record.
GAGGUGGAUCCUGCGCCUGCCCAGCCCCGCCUGGCCUUCCCUCCGGCCCACCUGGCCGCCAUGCGCCUCUCCUCCUCCCCACCUCGUGGCCGGCAGCAGCCUUCCAGCUUUGGCUCCGUGGACUGGCUCUCCCAGAGCAGCUGCUCAGGGCCAACCCACACCCCCAGGCCUGCCGACGUCUCCCCGGGGAGCCUCCCUGGCCCGGGCCAGACAUCCGGCUCCCGGGAGCCCCCUCAGGCCGUCAGCAUCAAGGAGGCCGGCAGGUCCUCAAAUUUGCCUGCGCCGGAGAGGAGCGUGGCCGGGUUGAGUAAGAAGCCAAAUAACUUGCGGGCCCCCCGUGUCCGCACGGCCUUCACCACGGAGCAGGUCCGCACCUUGGAGGGCGUCUUCCAGCACCACCAGUACCUGAGCCCUCUGGAGCGGAAGAGGCUGGCCAGGAAGAUGCAGCUCUCAGAGGUCCAGAUAAAAACCUGGUUUCAGAAUCGCCGGAUGAAACACAAACGGCAAAUGCAGGACCCCCAGCUGCACAGCCCCUUCUCGGGAUCUCUCCACACGCCCCCAGCUUUCCACUCACCGUCUUCUGGCCUUGCCAAUGGCCUGCAGCUGCUAUGCCCUUGGGCACCCCUGCCCGGGCCCCAGGCUCUGAUGCUGCCCCCUGGCUCCUUCUGGGGUCUCUGCCAAGUGGAACAAGAGGGCCUGGCCUCUGCGGGGGCUUCCUGCUGCGGGCAGCCUCUGGCGUCCCACCCCCCUACCCCAGGAAGUGGCCUGCCUACGCUGGGACCAGCCCUGUCCACGGGGCCCCAGGGCCUGUGUGCUCUGCCACAGACAGGGGAUGCAUUUUGAGGAGGCGCCUCUGACUCCCACACUCGCGGUCUUGCUGAUCGCACCUGGCUCCUACCUGGAGGACUCAGCUGUUCUGUUCACAUCGUAGUGGCACCUCUCACCCUGACCCACACAAAGCAGCCUCGGGACAAAACAGAAUGACUCAAGGACAGCACUUCCCGCUGAAGGUCUGGAAGUGCCCAGAAUGGGAGGCACGGAAGCCCCUCCCGGGGAGGACUCCCGCGUUGAUGGACCGUUCUUGGUGCAGACUCCUGACUGCAUGCGUGGAAACUGAGGCAAGUGCACAUCCAUCCACGUCGUCCCAGAGUGCCCAGGAGGCAGGCAGCGCGGGGCGCCCAGGCAGACGGGUUCAGCCUGCAGAACUGGAGGCGACCUGUGAAACCCACCCGGGCACCCCAACAGAAGCAGAAGCGUGGUCCUUCGGCCGCGUCCACAGCGAGUUCCACUUUACCCUUGCUCGUUUCUCCCUUGUUGGAAGUGUUUACAACCGGCAUGUGCUUUUGCAAUACAACGUCAGGUAAGAGGGGAACAGCUGCUGUGCAUCGUCCUGGCGAGUGACGAUGUGACAGAAGCCUGGGCGAGGCCCUCAGAGGGCAGUGGCUGGACAGGGGCUACUGGCUUUGGCCUGGACAGCACUGAUUUGUGGAUGUGGA